AUGGGACGCAUCAGCGACAGCUUUACCAUUCUCUAUUUCGCCCUCGUCGCCGGGAUAUACCUCAAGCCGGAGUAUGCUGUUUUCAAUUCCAGGUUUGCAACGGCUGCUCUCCUUUUCGGGAUCACGACUGCGUCUAAGCUUGUUUAUCGGCUUGUGUUGUAUCCCGACUACUUCACUCCGUUGAAACACAUUUAUUCACCUGCAGAUCGCAGCUGGCUCACCGGUAAUUCUCCGAGUUUCUUGAUCGAGACCCCCUAUCCGCAGCUACGGGAGUGGGCCAAGAACAGGCCUAAUCAAGAUCUUAUCCGGUACUAUCUUGUCGCAAACCUCGAAAGAGUGAUUCUAACAAGCCCAAAAGCAUUGGGUGAGCUGCUUGUGACCAAAGUCUACGAUUUCGAAAAGCCCGAAUUGGUCCGGCAGAGCUUGCGGCGUAUUACAGGCGAUGGGAUCCUACUCGCUGAAGGUGAAGAGCAUAAGGUGAACUCGUCCCUCCAAAUGCCGCUCUACACGGAUACAAACUUACAAUGUCUCCACUAG
This is a messenger RNA of Penicillium egyptiacum, 537 nucleotides long. Lineage: Eukaryota; Fungi; Ascomycota; Eurotiomycetes; Eurotiales; Aspergillaceae. The record is from the annotation of a GenBank genome assembly.